This is a messenger RNA of Nicotiana tabacum (common tobacco), 1208 nucleotides long. RefSeq names its product hevamine-A-like. Gene Ontology annotation, biological process: carbohydrate metabolic process. Gene Ontology annotation, cellular component: extracellular region. Lineage: Eukaryota; Viridiplantae; Streptophyta; Magnoliopsida; Solanales; Solanaceae. The record is from RefSeq and is a predicted model, not a curated record. Gene Ontology annotation, molecular function: chitinase activity.
AUAUCAAUCUCUCAUAAACAGACUAAUUAGUGGUAGUGAAUAAGUUAAUUAUCUUUAGAACUUUGGUAGCGUUUGGUUAUUUGCUUUCAGUUUUCUAUUGUCUAUCAGUCAAUAUUGAACUGAACAACUUCCACGCCACACAGAAGCACAAAAUAACAGUAACAGGGCUUCUGUUUUGUCUACAAUGGUACAAUGGACAACUUUUCACAACCAAUCAAAUUCAAUUCUUUCCCUAUAAGAAGCAUGUAGCUUUGCUGUGUUCUAGCAAGAACAAACUUCAGAUCACAUUAAAAUCCAAUUAAAACAUGGCAAUCAAGACUUCAUUUUUGUUAGCUUAUGUCGCAAUAUUGUUGAUUUUAGCACUAGUGGCGAGGUCUGAAGCUGGUGGAAUUGCUAUCUAUUGGGGACAGAAUGGCAACGAAGGGACACUAGCUGAGACUUGUGCUACUGGAAACUAUAAUUUCGUCAACAUAGCAUUUCUCUCAUCGUUUGGCAGUGGUCGAAACGCAAUGAUCAAUCUAGCUGGCCAUUGCGAUCCAUACACUCCAAAUGGAUGCGUUAACGUGAGUUCUGAUAUAAAAUCUUGCCAAUCUAAAGGAAUCAAAGUAAUGUUAUCGAUCGGGGGAGGGGCAGGAGCAUAUUCAAUUGCCUCAUCUGCUGAUGCUAGUCAAGUUGCUACAUAUCUCUGGAACAACUUCUUGGGUGGAAAAUCGACUUCACGCCCUCUCGGCAAUGCAAUUUUGGAUGGAAUUGACUUUGAUUUAGAGAGUGGAGAAGGACCAUAUUGGGGUGAUCUUGCUAAGUAUCUAGCAAGAUAUAGCAAGAUAGGCAAGAAAGUGUACUUAACUGCAGCACCACAAUGUCCAUUUCCUGAUGCCUGUGUUGGAGGGGCAUUAAAAACAGGUCUUUUUGACUAUGUUUGGGUACAAUUCUAUAACAAUCCUCCAUGUCAGUAUAAUUCAGGAAAUUUUACUAGCUUUCAAGAUUCAUGGAAUCAGUGGAUUUCAUCAAUUCCUGCUAAGAAAAUAUUUCUUGGAUUGCCAGCUGCUGCAGAUGCAGCUGGAAGUGGAUUUAUUCCAGUGAGUGAUUUAACAUCUCAAGUGCUUCCAGCUAUAAAGGGUUCUGCUAAGUAUGGAGGGGUUAUGCUAUGGUCCAAAUAUUAUGAUGAUCAAACUGGUUAUAGUUCUUCUAUUAAAAGCCAUGUCUAA